UUCCACCUCCGUAGGUUAAAGCCUGGGCGCUGUGAAGGCCUGUCAGAUAAAAAUAUUGAAUUAAUGAUGGCUGUUCAUUAAAAUGAGCGGUUAAACAGCCGUGGCCUUGCUUUUGACAAAGGUGACAUACAAGGCGGGAAACUCUUAGAGGAUUUCGAACCAUUAAACUCUCUCCAGUGAAACGAUUGAAAUACUUACACAGUGCAAAAGCGCAAACAGCGACGACAACCAGGGAGUUCAUUGUGGGUUGUUGAUCUUUCUUUUUCAGCCGAAUUGCAUAGCUAUCGGCAAAUUACCUAACACGCAUAAUCCGUCUACUACGGCAGUACAAAAAGGGAGAACAGGCGAACUAUCGCCAGUCCAGUGAAUUUACUAACGAAGACUCAGUUUCCAGCACCGAAGAUGAAAUUCCAGAUCGCAGUUAUCGCCUGUAUGAUGGCUUUGUGCCUUCAGAAUGCUAUGGCUCAAAGUUACGCAGGUGGUACAUGUGACUUUUCCACAAGUGGUGUCGCUGCCUGUACCUCCACAUCUAACGGAUUCUGCGCACUCGACACCUUCACAACCACCGGUUCUCCCCUGACAGCUGCGGCUGCCACCGGAAAGUGCAUCUGUUACGCCGGGUACAGCGGCUCCACAUGCGGAACUUUCACAACUCCAUCUACCACUACCACUGCUGCUACCAACAACGCUCUUGGAGUUCUCGCCGUCGGUGCUCUGGCCGCCUACUUCCUGUCUGGAGCCGGAAGCAGCGGUUCCGGAUUUGGCGGAAAUGGUGACCUUACCGGAACUGACCUUUUAUACCUUCAGCAGGCCCAGCAAGUUCAGGGUUAAACUUUCUCUGUCGUAGGUUGUCUUGGCUUUCUUCGAUUUUCCAUCUACGACUGAAUUUGUAGAUAAUCAAGGAAUAAGAACGAAAUCGCCAUGUUUGCUGUUCUCAUUGUUGCUGCCUCGACUCUUCUCAGAUGAAAAUUACGUUUCUUCUCAGAUUAAAAGUCUCUUAUGAUUUUAAAAUCGGUGCAAAAUUGCGGUCGCAUUUCGAAUAUAUUACUGAAGUUUGUACAUGUUAAGAUAAUUGUGUUAAAUCUCUUUAUAAACAAAGGAAAGUGUAUCAUGUUUAUCAUUACUUGUAAAUGUUUUAGAUAUUACAAAUAUGCAGUGAAAAAAUCAGAUAUAUAAUAUCUAUCCUAGAGG
Molecule: messenger RNA, 1191 nt
Organism: Saccostrea cuccullata (small rock oyster)
Lineage: Eukaryota; Metazoa; Mollusca; Bivalvia; Ostreida; Ostreidae
Exons: 6
Coding region: 403-831 (142 amino acids)
Source: RefSeq, a predicted model, not a curated record